Molecule: messenger RNA, 3326 nt
Organism: Astyanax mexicanus (Mexican tetra)
Lineage: Eukaryota; Metazoa; Chordata; Actinopteri; Characiformes; Acestrorhamphidae
Gene: sys1
Product: SYS1 golgi trafficking protein
Exons: 4
Coding region: 282-752 (156 amino acids)
Biological process (GO): protein localization to Golgi apparatus; Golgi to endosome transport; Golgi to plasma membrane protein transport
Cellular component (GO): Golgi membrane; trans-Golgi network
Source: RefSeq, a predicted model, not a curated record
CUAACCUGUUGUUCCUGAGCUUUUAUUUUGAAAGGUGUGGUCAGGCGGAGUGGUGCACUGUUGGAGCUGUGUUGUUGAUAUGGUGGUGUAACCGGAGGAGCGGCUGUGGGUGUAAAUUUGGGCUGAAUUGUGAGGUUUUCGGGUCUCCGGGUUUAUUAAUCAGAUGUCGGCAGUGUUACAGUGCCCAGCUUGGGCGACAAAGUGAAAUCAUACCUCCAGGCUGAUUGUGACCUUCAGCUGAUCUUUCCUGAAGACCUAGAAGCUUUUACUGCUCUUCAGAGAUGGCAAGUCACUUCCGCAGCUACAUCUGGGAUCCAGUCCUCAUCAUCUCCCAGAUUCUCCUCAUGCAGUGCAUCUACUACAGCUUUCUGGGGCUGUGGCUGGCGGGUGUGGAUGGGCUCGUGCAGACCAGCAGGUCACUCGAUCAGAUCUUCAGUUAUGAGGUUCUUGGCUUUUCAACCACACAAGGACGGCUCUCUAUGAUGGCCUUCAUUCUGAACUCGCUGACAUGUGCUUUGGGUUUGUGGUUCUUCAUCCGUCGUGGGAAGCAGUGUUUGGACUUCACAGUUACAGUUCAUUUCUUCCACAUGAUUGGCUGCUGGAUCUAUAAUGCUCACCUCCCCGCAGCCCUGUCGUGGUGGCUGGUUAAUGUGGCGUGUAUUGCUCUGAUGGCGGUCAUCGGCGAGUACUUGUGCAUGCGGACUGAGCUCAGGGCCAUUCCUGUGAACACUGGACCAAAGUCGAACCUCUGAGAGCCUCUUGAAGAAGCAGAUGGUGCAUUCAGAGCCGCACUGGGCCUCAGACACUGGGCUGGUGGAUGUAUAUAUCGGACUGAAGGACUGAAAUUUGGACAGAAGAUGGAUCAUUUCCACUGAUUUCAUGAUUUAUUUAAUCACUGUACUUUUAAUAAUCAUGACGUUUGACUAAAGUGGCUUUCUACGUGCUUCUUUGGCUGCUUUUACAUCAAACUUGUUCAAGCUGGCUUUUCAGACUUUCAUUUUGCUCCAAAGCAAAACAAAAAGGAUGUGAACCACGAAAACUUUGUUCAGACCAAAUGAGACGGAAUCUAGUUUGUUUGCAGUGUGAAACAAAGUGGAUUCAUUUUUAAGACUUUUUUUUGAAAGCUCAAAAUGAAGCACCUUUUCACAGAUUUCAGAGGACUGUUUUAAACCUUCAGGGUUGUGGAUGAAUAGACACUGAAGAAGAGUUAGAAUUCAGAUUUUUAUGAGGAAAAAAUAAAGUUCUGCUGUGUUAUACUGAGUAAUUAGAUGACAGAAUAAAGCAUUGCUUUUCUGUGUUUCUCCUUGAACAGCAUACUGUUUCUUCUACUAAGAAAUAAUGAAUAUAUUCUCAUCUAAUAUGACAUCUUGCAAUCAAACUGGGCUUCUGCAGAGAUCCUUAGAGAGCCACUAAACCCUAAACCAUACUUUUUUCCCCAUUAAUAGCUGAAAUGUGUUCCUUUGAACAAAUAAAACAUACCAGUCCUGCUUAAAAAAAAAAAAAAAAAACUUUAUAAACAAUUUUAUUGUGGUAAUUUCUGUCUCUGCACCUCUUCUCGGGUUCAACUGUGCUAUAGGCGAGGAUGAUGUGUCUAAGUACUUUAGUACGCGGACACAUCACAAUAUGCAGAUCAGUCAAUCAAUAAUAACCUGCCCCUAUGCUGACGUCCAACCAUCUGUGUUUCACCGCUAUCAGAGGCACACUCUGCCAAUCAGCUCUGCCUCCUGCCCAGCCCCUAAACCCAUACAUCACCCAGUGCCCCUCCCAAACUCACCCUCCUCUUUUUUUUUUUAGCCUUUUUCAAAUUUGAGCAAAAAUUAGGCGGUUUAGGGCUUCUUUAAUGUAUUCAAGGACAGCCUGCUUAAAAGUAAGAAAAAGGCCUGUGUAACGACUUACCACAGUCAGCUUUAGAAAUGCAAACAUUUGAUUUACAUGAAAAAUUAUAUAAAUAAUGGACAGUAGGGGUGGGCGAUAUGGCUCUAAAAUAAUAUCACGAUAUUUCAGGGUAUUUUUGCGAUAACUAAGUACUUGGCGAUAUAGGAAAACUAAAAUAAUUCAUUCAUUUCAGGAAUAUAGUAUAAUAGUAUAACAGAAUAAUCAUAAUGUGGCAAAAUAAAUAAUAUAGCAUAAAAUAAUAUAAUGCAGCAAAAAAUAUUGCAGAAUAUUUAGUGCAUGCAUAUAAACUGCAAACUAAAACAAUUAUACAAUAAAUACACCUAAAGCUUCACAGUAAAUAAUAGACUACUUUUAAGACAGAACAGCCCUAUUAUCACGAUAUGGAUUUUUAAUAUCAUGAUAUUUCUGUGUCACGAUAUAUUGUAUACGAUAUAAUAUUGCCCACCCCUAAUGGACAUACAAUAAUAGAGAUUUUAGCCCUAGGCACUACCACUUAGCCCUAACCUUCUGUUUUGAUCAUUCACACCUAGGGGUAGAAUGUCUUUAUUCUUGUUAGGCUAGAGGAGUAGGUAAGGGGAAGUGUUAGAGCCACGUGACUCUUUAAACUGAGAUUAUUCAGAGGCAAACUUCAAACAGAGGGCUAUGAAAAUUGCUGACAAGAUGCCACUGGCACAAGCCACUAAAUAAACCCAGAAAUCUGAGUAUUUCCUUGUUAAAAAAUAUGAGAACUACUAUAUAACCAUAGUUUAAUUCGUCGUUUCAAUGUUUAUUGCCGUUUUCUUUAGAACAAGCAUAAAAAAGGUCUAGUAGUUUGUCUCAGUGUCUAAAGACACUGUUAAGUAUCUAAUUCUAAAUAAACAAAGAAAGUAAAGUUGUACUAACUGUCUAGUCGUGAAAUUGUCAUGUUCAACACAAACAGUACCCAAGCAAAUGAGAAGCUUGCCUAUAAAAAAAAGUUUGUAUAUGUGUUUUUCCAAUGGAAGUACGCUGGCACAGAUUGACUGCUUCUGUACAUCAUUUUCAUUUGAUUUAUAUUGUUGGAUAAUUUUGUUUUGUUUUGUAUUGUUCGCUUCUUUAUUCUGAAAUUCCAUUGACUGAAAGUGAUUUUACCCAAAGUACAGUCAAAAGUCAAAAAGUUGUAAGACAUUCUUUUAUUUAAAAUAUUAAAUGGAAAUUAGACGAAAGAGAAGAUUUAUAUUGUAUUUUAUUACACUGUAUUGCCAAAUGUAUUUGCUGGCCUGCAUUGCUUUUGGUGAUGAAAGAUGUCCAUGAGCAUCUCUACGCUCUACUGUUGUUAAUCUAGUCUGAAGAAGAAGCAGUAUACAUGACUGACUGCUGCUUUUAUUAUAUAUCUGUGGAGAUGGAAGUGAUUAAAACCUGAGUUGAAUGAUUUAAAUGGUUGAUCGAAUAAAAUAAAAGGAUGUUCUGUG